AUGAGUGAUUCGGAAACAAAGAAAGGUCCCAGGUUUGGCGGUGCCUUUUCUGAUUCGCCUACUGACAAAGUCAAGCAAUGGUUUGACGUGAUUAAUGGCUUCGAGUAUAAUGGCCAUGAUGCCAUCGUUGCCAAGAUACUCAAGCUAGAAUCAGUCACGUAUACGCCGUCUAGUGAGAAUCCGCAUGAUGCGCGCACAGUUUUCAGCUUUGUGGUGCCAGAGGAACUCUGCAACAUUGGAGGCAAUCUUCAUGGAGGCGCGGUAGCAUUGGUCUUUGACAUCGCGACGUCGCUGACUAUUUUGCCGUGUGCGCGCGAGGGGUUCUGGGAUGGUGGUAAUGUUUCACGAAAUCGUAAGUGCUGCGUUGUGUUCAACUGCACGUACGUAAGGCCGGCGCCGGUAGGCUCGACCAUCUUUGUGGAAAGCUGGGUUGUGCAUCUGGGCAAGCGCAUGGGUCUAACCAUGGGGACAAUGAAGCUGGGUUCGAAGGAUGGAAAGGUCUGCUAUACCUGCGAGCAUGGGAAAGCGAGUCUGGGCGGAUCCAAUAUGUGA
Messenger RNA from Bipolaris victoriae FI3, 552 nucleotides. RefSeq lists its product as hypothetical. The record is from RefSeq and is a predicted model, not a curated record. The transcript has 5 exons. Bases 1 to 552 code for a protein of 183 amino acids. Gene Ontology annotation, molecular function: fatty acyl-CoA hydrolase activity. NCBI's taxonomy places the organism in Eukaryota, Fungi, Ascomycota, Dothideomycetes, Pleosporales, Pleosporaceae.